AACGAAAUCUUAUCAAUACAGAUUUGAAUUUACCAUAUUAUAUAAAGAUAAACUAUCUCGAAAGUACACCGCAUACUGUAAAUGCACACCGAAGUAUUUGUAUUUGCAUUUUGAAAGUUUAUCCGCGUCCUGGUUUUCCUUUUACCUACCAUAUAUCGAAAUGGCUGCCACAGUUCAGGCAGAAUUAUUGAAUGUAGUCAGCUUGUUACAAGCUCCACCUCCUCAACAUAUCGAAGAGCCAAAAUUUAAAAAUCUGGACGAACCACCACUAAAGGGAGGAGUUGACUUGGCAACAAGAAGUAUAGCAAAAUCAUACGCGGUUUCCGACCCAUUUUCGGCCAAAAAAGUACAACCGCUCAAAGAGCAGUACUUUGAAGCGGUAAGGCUCGCAUCGCAGUUACCAAAGGAGACACGUUUGGAAACAUUCAACACUUUUCAUCAGAAAUGUGCCUCGUAUUUGAUCAACAUCUUCUACCGAAUUCCAUCAGAAAAUUUAGAAGAAGCUUUCAAAUACGCUCAAACGCAGGUGAAUAUUUCACUACUGAAUUAUGCUCUAUCGGUAGCACUUCUCCAUCGUGAUGAUGCCGUUGGACAAAAUCUCCAAUUGCCGUCUCAUCUAAAUACGGAGCCUGGAAUGUACUUCGAUAUAGGAAAAAUUAAACAGGAUAUGAACAAUCCGAAACUUUCCGAUGUGAAACCUGCAGGACAAAUGGCAAAGAGAUUUGUAAACAUAAACGACAAUUUCACCGCCACUAAUCUCGAUCCCGAACACAAAAUCGCCUACUUCAGAGAAGACAUCGGAGUAAAUUUGCAUCAUCGUCACUGGCACGAAGUUUAUCCUUUCAAUGCUGAAGAAGUCAUUGUGAAAAAAGAUCGACGAGGAGAAUUGUUUUAUUACAUGCAUCAACAAAUUGUAGCCAGAUACAAUUUCGAAAGAUUGAGCAACGGUUUGCCUAAAGCUUUACCGUAUUCAGAUUUUAGAGAACCGAUUACAGAAGCCUAUUUCCCUAAAAUGGACCAACUUUCCAAAUCGAGCCAAUUUUGUGCCAGACCAAUGAACGCCAUGUUGCAAGAUCUUCACAGAGAAUUCUUUUACAUCAAGCUUUCCACCAUGGAGCGUUGGAGGGACAGAAUUUUCGAUGCUAUUGACCGAGGAUACGCAUACGCAAUAGAUAAGGAAACCAAUGAGGAAUAUAAAAAGAAAAUAGACGAAGAAACUGGAAUCGAUGAAUUAGGAAACUCUGUCGAAGCUGUAGAACAUUUAAGCUGGAAUUAUAAAUAUUACGGGGAUAUGCAUAACAAAGGGCAUUUAUUCUUUUCUUACGUACACGAUCCGGAUCACAGAUUCCAGGAAAAUGGCAGUGUUAUGUCGCAUUCGGAGACUGCUCUCAGGGAUCCUAUAUUUUAUCGUUGGCACGUAUUCAUCGAUGAUCUCUUCCAACAUUAUAAGAGAACACUCCCAUCUUACACCGUGGAACAGAGACGAUUCAAAGGUAUCAAUAUCAAGAGCGUGCAAAUUUUACCCCAAGAACCCAAGCCAGCAAAUCAGACCGAUGAUGAAGAAGACCAUCAUUUCCAUGUGAGCAACGUUCUCAAAACAUACUGGGAAAAAGACGCAGUUGACGUUACUCAAGGUAUACUCAAUCAAGACGUGAAUCAAACACAGGAACAUGUUUAUGCAGUUUUCACUCAUUUGCAACAUAAAGAAUUCGAAUACGAAAUCAAAGUUAAAAAUACCCUCAGCAAAGAUGUGACUGGUACGGUGAGAAUUUUCUUGGCUCCACAUGUUGAUGAAAGUGGAAUGCAAAUGAAUUUCAACGGCCAACGAAGAAUGUUCAUCGAACUGGACAAGUUUACUGCCCAACUGGAUGCCAGCGUAACUACCACAAUCAAGCGUAAAUCCACCGAAUCUUCAGUGACAAUUCCAUUUGAAAAGUCUUUCAUGACCUUAACUGACGUCCAAAACCUGGCCAAUGAUGCGAAACUAAAUCAACAAUUGAAUACAGCUGUGAAUGGGUAUUGUGGCUGCGGUUGGCCGCAUCAUUUGUUGAUUGGUAAAGGAACCACUGGAGACGGACUCUUGUGCGAUUUGUUCGUAAUGAUAACAGAUUACGAAGACGAUAAGGUCGAAGAAAGUCCACUACACCAGAAAUGCUGCGACAAGUCAUCCCUCAGCUAUUGCGGAGUACGUAACAAGAAGUACCCAGACAAGAAACCCAUGGGAUUCCCAUUCGACCGAGAUAUCGCCAAUGUAAACGCCACCAUAAACGAUUUCAUGACCGAAAAACAAGAAGAUUUUGAAAAACAGAACAAGAGCGAUCCUUCGAAGAAACCGCCUGCUCGAUUAUCUAACCAGAUUGUCGUUCCAGUUCGAGUCAGGCAUGAAGGUGGCUACCCGAAAUUGGGCAAGACCUUGAGGGAAUCCGGAUAUACCGAAGAGUCUUGCAAAAAGUUUCUGAAAUCUGCCGCAUAAGGAGCACACCUUCCUUCAUUUGUCAUUACAUAAAUGAAUAUCUACAUACAUACCUACGUUAUAAGUUUGAUUUAUUUUUAAAGUAACGAAUUCGUUUCAAUUUUUUUUUUAAAGAUUCAUAUUCUGCGAACAUUAUUUACCAAUAAUUAAAUACGUAUUUGUAAA
Planococcus citri (citrus mealybug) is the source of this 2638-nucleotide messenger RNA. Its product is annotated as phenoloxidase 2-like. The record is from RefSeq and is a predicted model, not a curated record. NCBI's taxonomy places the organism in Eukaryota, Metazoa, Arthropoda, Insecta, Hemiptera, Pseudococcidae. Gene Ontology annotation, molecular function: oxidoreductase activity. Bases 161 to 2473 code for a protein of 770 amino acids. The transcript has 13 exons.